GGGUAGGGCAUUAAUUGGAAUAAAGCUGAGAAAUUGCGAGAAUUAUGUCAUCACGUCUUUUCUACUUCUCUCUUGUCGUUAGAGAGACUAAUGGUCGGGUGUGCUGGUCUAAGAGAAGAUUAUUGGCAACCAGUCGGUGUUUAGUAUGUAGUACUAACGAGAAAAAACAAUCAAAACGUUUAGGCACCCCAUAUAUCAUAUUACGGUACGAGAGCAAUGGAAAGGGAAAUGACAAGACUCCUCCUCCUUCUCCUGAUGGCGGAGUCUUUAGAACAUUUAUUGAUAAUUUGAGGAAGAAUUUAGAGAAAAAUAAAGAAAUGCAAGAGAACUUGAAGGCAUUUGAGGAAGAGAGGGACCGUAUUGUAAAAAAUGAUGCAGUUAAACUGUUUAAAGAGAAAUUAUCAGGAACACAACAAUGGUUGAUUACUGUUACUCUUAAAAGUGUGGAUUACACUAGAGCUGGUUUAACAUCUUUUAGAAAAUCUGUCAGUCAAUUGUUUGGUAAAUUUUCUGAAUCAGAAGUUGGAAAACAAAGUCACAGGGUCACACGAGAGGUGGGUAAGAAAGCUCAAGAAACUGCCGAGAGGUUAUCUGGUCAAGCUGAAGCCAUUGGCAAAACUGAAAUCUACAAAACCGUCUCAAAAGGUGCAGAGACAGUAAAGGAAGAUUUAUUAGAUGACAUUAUCAAGGAAUCAGGACCAUACAAACCACCAGAACAAAUUCUAAAGAGAAGUGAGAGGAGCAGUUAUACUGAUCAGGAACAACAAGCUACAGCUGCUAAUGUUAUACAGCCUGACGAUGAAACUAAAGAUGUUAUUGUGACAAGGACAUCAAAAUUGAAAGAGAAAUGGGACAAAUUCAGAGAAAAUAAUCCAAUCUCCAACAUGAUGUAUGGUUUACGGAUGCGUUAUGACGAAAGCGAUAAUAUACUAAUAAGAGCAUCAAGAACUGUGACAGAUAAAAUAUCCUUUGAGGGUAUGAGCCAGCAGUCAGAUUUAUCACUGACACUGGCUGAGAUACAUAAAGUUGAUCCGUCCUUUGAUAAAGAAGUGUUUAUCAGUGAGUGUAAGAAUGACAUUAUUCCUACCAUACUGGAGGCAUUCCUUCAAGGGAAGGUAGACAUAUUGAAGGAUUGGUGCCACGAAGCAGCUUUUAAUGUACUUUCUGCUAUCAUAAAGCAAAAGGAAGGAGACAAGAGUGUAUCUAAAGUUCUUGAAGUUCACAAUGUUGAUAUAUUGGGUGGAAAAGUUUUAGACCAAGGCCCAGUUAUGAUACUCACCUUCACUGCACAACAAGUCACAACUAAAACAGAAGAUUCAUCAAUUGAUGAGACACUAGAGAACAUAAUGUAUGUGUGGGCAUUGUGUAGAGAUCAAAGUAUUUAUGAUCCAAAAGUUGCAUGGAGGAUAAUGGAAUUUGGAAUACAGGCGUCUGGCAGAUUAUUAGUAUAAUGAAUGAUCUUUGAAGAAUCUUAUGUGUAUAAUUGUAUAUAAAAGUAUAUUAUUUUUGUUGUUUUUGUCAUACUUUUUCUGUAUGAGUAUAGUAUAUGGUAGCAUCAUUACUCA
Molecule: messenger RNA, 1565 nt
Organism: Amphimedon queenslandica
Lineage: Eukaryota; Metazoa; Porifera; Demospongiae; Haplosclerida; Niphatidae
Product: mitochondrial import inner membrane translocase subunit TIM44-like
Exons: 13
Coding region: 45-1451 (468 amino acids)
Biological process (GO): protein import into mitochondrial matrix
Cellular component (GO): mitochondrial inner membrane
Molecular function (GO): protein-folding chaperone binding
Source: RefSeq, a predicted model, not a curated record